Messenger RNA from Oncorhynchus tshawytscha (Chinook salmon), 1151 nucleotides. RefSeq names its product histamine H3 receptor-like. Gene Ontology annotation, molecular function: histamine receptor activity. Gene Ontology annotation, cellular component: membrane. Bases 38 to 313 code for a protein of 91 amino acids. The transcript has a single exon. Lineage: Eukaryota; Metazoa; Chordata; Actinopteri; Salmoniformes; Salmonidae. The record is from RefSeq and is a predicted model, not a curated record. Gene Ontology annotation, biological process: G protein-coupled receptor signaling pathway.
CUAUCAUGCCAAACAGGGCAAGACCCAUCGAGCCAUCAUGAAGACGAUAGCACUCUGGGUCCUGGCCUUCGUCCUCUAUAGCCCUGUCAUUAUCUUCUGGGAGCUGGGGGAAGAGAAGAGCCGCAUCCCGGAGGACGAGUGCUUCGCUGAGUUCUACUACACUUGGUACUUCCUCAGUGCCUCCAUGUUGGAGUUCUUCUCCCCCUUUAUCUCUGUAACAUUCUUCAUCCUCAGCAUCUACCUCAAUAUUCAUAGGAGGAGGCUCCGGAACAGAGAUGAGGCCUGUGGACAGGCCCACAUGCCCUGGGGAUAGGGUAAAGGCAUCCGCCUCACCUCCCACUUCUCCCAGAGCAUGGCCGUGGUUAAAAAGUUGACUAGGGCUGUGUCUGUCCAGGGGAAGGGAUCAUGCUCAGGGUCCUUCCACUCCCAGAUGUCCCCUCCCCCAUGGAGCAGCAGGACACCUCUUCCACCAGGAGCACCCAACACCUCUGGCUUUCCAGGGACAAGAAUAUGGCCAAGUCACUGGACCUCAGAGUGUGUGUCUUUGCUGGGCGCCCGCCACUCUGCUGACGAUCAUCAGAGCCGCCUAUAGGGGGCGAUGCGUGCAGCACCGCUGGUAUGAGGUCACCUUCUGGCUGCUGUGGCUCAACUCAGCUAUUAAAACCCUUUCCUGUAUCCACUCUGCCACAGCGGCACCACAGGGCCUUCAGCAGGAUCCUGUAUCCCAGUAAGAGGUCGACUCAGCUUGCCGCCAACUGACCUUCAGCAUGACAGGCCUCGACUGUGACAGGCCUUGACUGUAUGUGACGGAUGGGCCAUUGACCAAUGACAGGCUUCUACGGCAUGUGACAGAUGGGACAGUGUCUAAAGAGAUGGUCACACACACGCACAUAAAGCACUACUGUACAUAGAUUCAAAGGAGAAUCUCAUGACCAAAUCUGAUACUUUACCAAUGUAAAAAUUGGAUAGAACAUCUUUCCUUUAUUUCGUGUAUCUCCUUUCUCCUCACCUCCUUCACAUAGACUCAAAUGAGAUACUCCCCACUAGGCACAGACGUCAGUUCAAUGUCCAUUUAUGAUUUACAUUUGUGUCACGUGAGUUGGGGUGGGCAUUUCUAUGUUUUGUGUUUCUAUGAUUUUCCAUCUCUAUGU